This is a messenger RNA of Lactuca sativa (garden lettuce), 657 nucleotides long. The record is from RefSeq and is a predicted model, not a curated record. Lineage: Eukaryota; Viridiplantae; Streptophyta; Magnoliopsida; Asterales; Asteraceae.
AUGCCAGUUUUUCUUGCUCCAAUUUCACCACCCAUCUCUACUCAACCUGCUUCAACCUCACCACUUCCUCCACCAGUUAUUACUUUCCCAAUCUCAACUGCUCCACUACCACCUCCCAUUAUUUUUCAAGUCACAACAACCACUACAACCGAACCUCCGGCUCGUGUCAACGUAUCUGAUAUGGGAGCACCUACCGUUGGCACCGAAACCCCUAUUACCCCCAAACCACUCUCACCAUCUUCUUCAACCGAUUCUGAACCUAUUCUCAGUGGUGAUAACUUUCAUUUUAACUCAACCUACUACAGUCCGUAUCGGCUUCCAUGUGAAGAUGAAGAUGAUGCUCCGGAUUUUCUAGACACAGCUCUUCAACAGUAUAGUGCUUCCAUUGAUAAAUCUAGAAAGGCUAUGGAUGCCUCCACUUCUUCCUGCAAGAAAGCAAUAGCAGAUGUGAUAGAACUUAUUCAUGAUUCAAAGGUUUUCUUUGAAUCACUCAAAGGUCACGCAGACUCCAAUGCUUCCAAAGUCAAUGCUACUGUCGAUUUGCUCUCAAAGUUGCUUCAAGAGGAGAACACAAAGUUUGACUCUGUUCGUUCUAGAUUCCAAGUUGAUCACACUACCUUUCUUUCUUCGGUUAACACAUGCUUAGAUAAGCUUUAG